AUGCAUUGUAUGGCUAUUUAUUUAUUAUUAUUAAUCUAUACAGCAAUUUUAAUUUUAUCAAAUAUUCAAACACUAUUAGGAGAUUUAUAUAGCUAUGAUUUUGAUUCUUCGUGGUGUAUAUUUUUGGGAUAUUUUUCUCCCGUAGUUCUAACAACUUUAUAUUGGUGUUUUGCAUUCUAUCGUUUCUGUCGAGUUGUCUAUUCACCUUAUAGAUGGCUUCAAUAUAUGUGGGUAUAUAUUAUUAUGGUUCCUAUAGAAUUUCUUUUGAUCUGUAUUCUUUUCUAUCCAAUUCUUUAUUGGCAUGAUGUGGUUUAUAUACCAAAUGAACAUUAUUGUUACGUACCAUAUACACAUUUUCGUGGUAUUCUUUGGCUUGCAUUUAAUUGUUAUGGAAUUCCUACAACAUCAUUAUCAUUGAUUUAUUUACGUAUUACAAUAUAUCUUCGUCGACAAACAAAUAAUCAAAUACUUGCAAUUAAACAACGACAAGAUCGAGAUUUACUUGUUAUACGACGUAUUCUAAUAACUAUUGGUUUAUUAUUAGCUCUUGGAAUACCAGGUGUUGUUUUUCUAGUAAUGUUACAUAUUACAGGUGAAGAAUAUCCACUUCUAUUACGAAUCGAAUGGUUUUUUGUUAGUUUAUCAAUGAUUGGAUUAAGUAUAUCUACAGUUUUUUUUACAUCACAAUUAAAACAAAUUAUUUUUAAAAAAUUCAAAAACAAUCGAAUAAUAGUAAUUCAAAAUGAAGCCAUCGCUCGUACAAUUCCAAUGAAUGAUAUGUAA
Adineta steineri is the source of this 783-nucleotide messenger RNA. Lineage: Eukaryota; Metazoa; Rotifera; Eurotatoria; Adinetida; Adinetidae. The record is from the annotation of a GenBank genome assembly.